This is a messenger RNA of Procambarus clarkii (red swamp crayfish), 738 nucleotides long. NCBI's taxonomy places the organism in Eukaryota, Metazoa, Arthropoda, Malacostraca, Decapoda, Cambaridae. The record is from RefSeq and is a predicted model, not a curated record.
AUGACGCCCAGUGAACCCAUUCACAAGGGCAGCAGGUCAUAUUACUGUGUUAUAGAGGGCAGCAGGCCAUAUUACUGUGUUAUAGAGGGCAGCAGGCCAUAUUACUGUGUUAUAGAGGGCAGCAGGCCAUAUUACUGUGUUAUAGAGGGCAGCAGGCCAUAUUACUGUGUUAUAGAGGGCAGCAGGCCAUAUUACUGUGUUAUAGAGGGCAGCAGGCCAUAUUACUGUGUUAUAGAGGGCAGCAGGCCAUAUUACUGUGUUAUAGAGGGCAGCAGGCCAUAUUACUGUGUUAUAGAGGGCAGCAGGUCAUAUUACUGUGUUAUAGAGGGCAGCAGGCCAUAUUACUGUGUUAUAGAGGGCAGCAGGCCAUAUUACUGUGUUAUAGAGGGCAGCAGGCCAUAUUACUGUGUUAUAGAGGGCAGCAGGCCAUAUUACUGUGUUAUAGAGGGCAGCAGGCCAUAUUACUGUGUUAUAGAGGGCAGCAGGUCAUAUUACUGUGUUAUAGAGGGCAGCAGGCCAUAUUACUGUGUUAUAGAGAGCAGCAGGCCAUAUUACUGUGUUAUAGAGGGCAGCAGGCCAUAUUACUGUGAUAUAGAGGGCAGCAGGCCAUAUUACUGUGUUAUAGAGGGCAGCAGGCCAUAUUACUGUGUUAUAGAGGGCAGCAGGUCAUAUUACUGUGUUAUAGAGGGCCGCAGAUCAUAUUACUGUGUUAUAGAGGGCAACAGACAACGGUACUGA